Messenger RNA from Lactuca virosa, 1323 nucleotides. NCBI's taxonomy places the organism in Eukaryota, Viridiplantae, Streptophyta, Magnoliopsida, Asterales, Asteraceae. The record is from the annotation of a GenBank genome assembly.
AUGUCAUCCAUCAUCAUUCCUUUUCGCUUCCAACUUUUACCACCUUAUCCGGGCUGCGGUUCACCUGUUGGUGGUGGCAUAUCUAAAUUUCGUGGUUGGUGGUCAGCAGAAGAAGGUAAAACGAUGGGAAGACAACCGUGCUGUGACAAACUGGGGGUGAAGAAAGGGCCGUGGACGACGGAGGAAGACAAGAAACUCGUCAACUUUAUCCUUACUAACGGCCAAUGUUGCUGGCGUGCGGUCCCUAAGCUUGCUGGACUCCGACGUUGUGGCAAAAGUUGCCGGCUCCGGUGGACCAACUAUCUCCGACCAGACUUGAAGCGUGGCCUGCUCAAUGAAUCAGAGGAACAGCUCGUUAUUGACCUCCAUGCUCGUCUCGGCAACCGGUGGUCAAAAAUAGCUGCACGGAUGCCUGGACGAACAGACAAUGAAAUCAAGAAUCACUGGAACACACAUAUCAAGAAAAAGCUCUUAAAAAUGGGAAUUGACCCGGUGACUCAUGAACCCCUUCAAAAGGAAAAUGAACCGAUCAAGACAUCAUCAUCUUCCACUGAAAAACGUUUGCUAGAAUCUAAAGAUCACCAUUCAUCACCUCUUGGAAGUGCCAAUAGUACCCAUGUAAGCUCAGAGGAGAACUCAAGUUCCACAUCAUCUGAAAAUUCCCUAACCAUCAAUGAUCAUGAGACUGAAACUUUGUUUGAAAGCCUCUGUGAAGAUCAAAUGUUGUUAAGUCACCUGUUAAGUGAAAAUGAACCUUCGUUCAUGGACACAUCAGCUUGGGAGUUACCAAACAAUGGGCCAAGCUUCAACAACAACGACCAUGCUAAUGCAUUCACCUCGUGGGAUGAUUGUGCUACAUGGCUAUUGGAUUGUCAGGAUUUUGGCGUUCAUGAUUUUGGUCUGGAUUCUUUCAACGAUGUUGAAAUUGGCAUCUUAAACACGGGAAACAAGUAGCAAGAAUUAUAAUUGCAAAUCUUCGUUUAAAGGAGAAGACUUGUGUUGUUUUAAUGGCUUACAAGUCCAAAGACUUCAUAUAACAACAACAUUCUAAUCCUAAGAACCACAGAAAUUACAGGAAUUAGGGAAAAGAUGGAAAAGGGUAAAAGAAAGCCCUUAGCCGUCAUACAUAUAUCACAUGUUACUAAGUAUCGUGUGUAGUAAUUUUAGGUUUAUCAAUGUUUUCUUUUUAUAAAAAAUAUAUAGAACGUUGUAUAUGCAUGUCCAAAGGAAUGGAGAUGGCUAGAUGGAAAAUAUAUUCUUCAGAUGAACAUAAAUGUCAACUUUCAAGAAGUUAGAGGGGCCUUUCGUAAAUAUGGAAUGCGG